Molecule: messenger RNA, 2376 nt
Organism: Cynoglossus semilaevis (tongue sole)
Lineage: Eukaryota; Metazoa; Chordata; Actinopteri; Pleuronectiformes; Cynoglossidae
Gene: ttll1
Product: tubulin tyrosine ligase-like family, member 1
Exons: 10
Coding region: 668-1942 (424 amino acids)
Biological process (GO): protein polyglutamylation; microtubule cytoskeleton organization
Cellular component (GO): ciliary basal body
Molecular function (GO): tubulin-glutamic acid ligase activity; tubulin binding
Source: RefSeq, a predicted model, not a curated record
AUCUUGCUUGUGUCUUUGCCGUCUGCUGACCGGUCCAGCAUGGCGGCCCUUUUUCUUGCUCCCGAGCAGUCAACGCGGGGUCUGCUUUUUGUUAUGUCUAUGAUAUGUCACCUUAAGGCAAUAAUAUAUUCUUGUCCAACGCUGACCUCUGUCGAAAUGGGGUGGUAAUGACACCCUGCACUGACAUCUCUGCGUCCACCGUUGCUAGGUUAUUUUCCCAGAAAGACCAAGCCCAUAGAGGUCUCGCUUAUUGCAUUUGCCAUUUUUUAAACAUCAGUCUCUGCUACCUAAAUGUUAACUGCAGAAUGUUUCUGUUCGUAGUCUAAUACAGGACUUUAAUUUGAAGAAAAGACGUUCUUUUUGUUAGCGCGUAGAUUCACGACUCUCGGGGUUACUUUACUGCACAUUAGCUUGUUAGCAUUUAAAACAUUUAAAUUAAGAUAAAAGCUAACGCGGUUGUGUGUGUGGUGAUGUUGUUCCACCGGUGUGCAUGUGGUUCAGAACUAGUUGUGAGAUUUGUGCACCAGUGACAGGACUGUGGGUGAUGUGGAGCCUGGAGGCCGGGGAGGACUGAGCAGCAGCAGCCUGCUAACAGAGGAGCAGAGCCCGGCUAACUGAUGCUGAUGACUGGCUCUUUUAACCACAUUGGUUUUCAGUGGGAGGCACCAUGGCCAGUAAGGUGAAGUGGGUGACGGACAUUGAAAAAUCAGUGCUAAUCAACAACUUUGAGAAAAGGGAAUGGACUCAGGUCACUGAGAACGAGGACUGGAAUUUUUACUGGAUGAGCAUCCAAACCAUCCGGAAUGUGUUCAGCGUGGACACUGGCUACCGCCUCUCAGAUGAUCAGAUGGUUAACCACUUCCCCAACCACUAUGAGUUGACCAGGAAGGAUCUGAUGAUCAAGAACAUUAAACGCUACAGGAAGGACCUAGAGAAGGAAGGAAACCCGCUGGCAGAGAAAGACGAGAACGGAAAAUACAUAUAUUUAGAUUUUGUCCCUGUGACGUUUAUGCUCCCGGCCGAUUAUAACUUAUUCGUAGAGGAAUUUCGUAAGAACCCGUCCAGCACUUGGAUCAUGAAGCCCUGUGGGAAGGCUCAGGGCAAAGGCAUCUUCCUCAUCAACAAACUGUCCCAGAUCAAGAAAUGGUCCAGAGACAGUCGCACCUCCACGUUUAUGGCGGCCUCUAGUGGCAAAGAGGCGUACGUCAUCUCCCUUUACAUUGACAAUCCUCUUUUGAUAGGAGGUAAAAAGUUUGACCUGCGCCUCUACGUCUUAGUGACCACCUAUCGGCCUUUGAAAUGCUACAUGUACAAGCUUGGCUUCUGUCGGUUCUGCACAGUGAAGUACACGCCCAGCACAAGUGAACUGGAUAACAUGUUUGUACAUCUCACUAAUGUGGCCAUCCAAAAACAUGGCGAUGAUUACAAUCACGUACAUGGAGGCAAGUGGACGGUCAGUAACCUCCGUCUGUACCUUGAGAGCACCAGAGGGAAGGAGGUGACCAACCGACUCUUUGACCAGAUCCACUGGAUUGUGGUGCAGUCGUUAAAAGCUGUGGCUCCUGUGAUGAACAAUGACAAGCACUGCUUUGAAUGUUAUGGCUACGACAUCAUUAUCGACGACAAGCUGAAGCCCUGGCUCAUUGAGGUCAAUGCCUCUCCCUCACUGACCUCCAGCACGGCAAAUGAUCGGAUAUUGAAGUACAACCUCAUUAAUGACACCCUCAACAUAGUAAUGCCCAAUGGCGACAUCCCCGACUGCCGCUGGAAUCGCAGUCCACCCUGGGAAGCACUGGGAAACUAUCAAGUCCUGUAUGAUGAAGAGCAGGCACUGAGCGAGAGUUCCGAGCGUGACCUCAGGAGUCGCUCAGGUCAGUCUCUUGGCUCAAAGGGCAAUAAAGGAAGUGCAGGCGUUCGGCCCACAGCUGCCACCUGGAAGUAACGGAGAUAUAAAUAAACUCUUAUAUUAUAGUUGGGUGGGGCAACAGGGCAGUCAGGAUAAAAAAAGGACCAACCAAACUCUUUUUCAAAUUAUGGAAAUCCACCCUGUCUCCAUGUUUAAUGGACUGAGACACAUGGACAACAACUUGACUGUUAGUGGUAAAACAAACCAACAAUGAAGUCGUACUGUAAAUGUUAGACUUUACUGCUGUUUUUGUUCAUUUAUAAACAGAAAUGUACAGAAAUGAAGAUCCUUUGGACAGAUCUGAGGCUUGUGACAAGUCCAGGGUUCUCUACUCUACUGACCAUGUUUAUUUUUCUUCACAAAAAACAGCCUAAAACCACUUUGGAUUUCAGAAGAAAAGGUCAGGUUUCUUUGUUUUUCCAGUUGGACAAGUUGAAUCAAAAUGAGAAUUGAAAUGAAAAUUGUCAAAU